Molecule: messenger RNA, 3397 nt
Organism: Strongylocentrotus purpuratus (purple sea urchin)
Lineage: Eukaryota; Metazoa; Echinodermata; Echinoidea; Camarodonta; Strongylocentrotidae
Product: RNA polymerase II-associated factor 1 homolog
Exons: 14
Coding region: 61-1731 (556 amino acids)
Biological process (GO): transcription elongation by RNA polymerase II
Cellular component (GO): Cdc73/Paf1 complex
Molecular function (GO): chromatin binding; RNA polymerase II complex binding
Source: RefSeq, a predicted model, not a curated record
CCGCGUACCGAGACUUCAAAUUGAAUGACAGAGUCAGAGAACAUAUUUUUAUAAAACGAAAUGCCUCCUACAAUUCAGAGUGGGGAAAGAAAGGAUCGAGAAAGGAAAUCCCGAUCAACAACAGGCCCAGCAAGGUCUGAUAUUGUUUGUCGAGUCAAGUAUGCCAACUCGCUUCCAGACAUCCCGUUCGAUCCCAAGUUCAUCACCUACCCUUUUGAGGCCAAUCGCUUUGUCCAGUACAAUGCCACAUCACUGGAGAGGAACUACAAGCAUGAGCUGUUGGCUGAGCAUGACCUGGGGGUAACCAUCGACCUCAUCAACCCAGACACCUACAGAAUACCUGAGGAACAUGUAGAAUUGGACCCGGCAGAUGAGAAAUUACUUGAGGAGGAGAUUGCGACACCAGGGGAUUCUAAGAGAUCUCGACAACAUUCUAAGACUGUUUCGUGGCUGAGGAAGACAGAGUACAUCUCCAGUGAAUACAACAGAUCACAACACAGCAAAGACAAAAUAGAAACGAAAGUCGGUCAUCAUCUCAAGAAACAAUUCACUGAAGAGAAUCUUUACAAGGACCGCAGCAACCAGAUUAGUGCAAUCCAGAAAACAUUUGAAGAUGCUAAGAAACCAAUCGAAACCCACUACAGCAAGCCUCAUGUCACUCCAGUUGAGAUCUUGCCUGUCUUCCCCGACUUUGAGACCUGGAUCCACCCCUGUGCUCAAGUCAUCUUUGAUUCUGAUCCUGCUUUAAGAGAUAAAUCAUCACACCAACAGCUGGAGGAGAUGUCACAGGCUAUGAUCAGGGGUAUGGUUGAUGAGAGUGAGGAGCAGUUUGUUGGUUACUUCUUGCCAACGGAAGAGACCUGUAGAAAGAGAAAGAGGGACUUUGAGGAAGACAUUGACUACGUGGAAGGAGAAGAAUAUGAAUACAAGCUGACGAGAGAGUACAACUGGAACGUGAAGAACAAAGCAAGCAGAGGCUACGAGGAGAACUACUUCUUUGUCUUCAGGAAAGGCAAGGGUGUGUUCUACAAUGAACUGGAAACAAGGGUGCGGCUCAGUAAGAGGAGGGUCAAAGAUGCUCCGUCAAGUAACUCACUCCUGGUGGUCAAACACAGAGAACUGUUUGACCAAGAGUCGGCUAUGCAGGAUAUGCGCAUGAACCAGCUGGAGAACGUUGUCCAAGAAGAAGAGGAAGAAGAAGAGGAGGAGGUCGAGAUGGAGGUAACGGAAGGAGGAGAAGGAGAAGAGCAGGAGGAAGGAGAAGAAGGAGCAGAAGGAGUAGAAGGAGAAAGUCAAGAGGAGGAAGAGGAUGGAGAAGAAAAGGAAACUGAAACGGAACAACAAGAUUCAGAUGCUGAACAAGUGGAGGAAGCUGGCAGUGGAGAGGAAGAAGAGCAAGAGGCAGAGGAAGAAGGAGAGGAGAUGGUGGAAGUAGAGGAAGAAGAAGAAGGAGAAGAACAAGUGGCCAGCGGGAGCGAACAAGAGGCAGCUAGCGGAGAGGAGGAGGAGGAGGAAGAGCAGGUGGAGAGAGAAGAAGGAGAGGAAGAGGAAGAAGAGGAGGAAGAAGAUGAGGAUAGAGGGAAGAGGGAAGUUCGAGAUGAGGAAGAGAUCUUUGGUGAUAGUGAUAGUGAGGAAGAACAGGCAGGAGAAGAGGAGGAAGAAGAAGAACAGCAGCAAGAGAGCGAGGUAGAGUCACCGGUAGCGUCGCCGGUAGCCAGUGACAGCGAUUAAAACCCCAAAAUCACUCUUUUAAAAACUCUUCAGCCAUGCCAUCCCAGCAAAGAAAAUUUUCUGUUAACGCUCUCACAAAAUUAAUUGCGUACAAUAAUGGUAUCCAUUGACUGUAGUCGCAUUUCUAGUUUUCUGAGAGACAGGCCUAAUUACAUUGGGAAAAAUAUGUCCAAACAAUAAUAUAAUUUGUAAAAUUUGGGUCUCAAAUUCAAGCCUCGUAGUCUAUUCAGAUAAUGCUGCAGAAGUUCUUGUUAUGUUUCUAAUAGCUGUGUAAUAGCAGUGUAAGUGUUUGAAAGUAAACCUUCACAUUUUGCAACUUGCAGAGUAAGUGCCCUGUGAUAUAAUGCCCCAAUCUUCAGCAUUGAACAAUGAUUCAUUGCCAAGAAAGGACAGUCAUUCAUCCAUUUAUUUACCAGCAUGAUCUCUCAUUUUCAUAACAUGUCUAGACAGCCAUUUCAGGGCUGAGAACCAAUUUUUUGUUGUGUCAGUACACAUCAAUGAUCAUGGUAACUGAUGCUGAUUAGACUUCAUAUUAAGGUCAAAGGUCAUUGAGGUCAAUCUAUGUAAAGACUUGCAGCAUUAUGAUACCUAUAAAAAACGGUUUUUGAUUAAAAAAAUCUUUGUACUAAGUUGUUUUAUUGUAGAAAGAUGACAUGUAUGAGACUUAUCUUAUCCCUAAGGUCAUAGGUCACUGGUCAUGUGUCCUUGAAUCUGUUGCCUUUCAAUAUCUAUGGAAGUGAGAAAAUGUAUGACAGUAUUGUACAAAAUUACGUACACUAUGAUGUGAUGAUGAAAUUUUGUUUUAGGUUUGUGAUAAUCAAAGAGAAUUACUCGUCAUGAUUAACAGUAUGUGGUGGGGCAAUUUUACAUCUAAGCAGUUAAAACAGUUAAAACUAGGAUAGUCAAAACAUAUACUCCAAAUGUCCAAUAUGAAAACAGGUAAAUACAGUUAUGUAUGAUACAGGUUUUAAACUGAAUUCUCAGAGGCUGAACGUUUCUAUUGUCAUCAAGAUAGUCAUUGGCAGUGAAGUGUAAGAUGGAUCCCACUAGUGUUUUAUUGGAUUUUCUUUGUUCCUUGUAAUUCCCUGUUCCGAAAGAAGCCCAUCGAGAAUUCAUUUAUCAUACAGUACUGUUAAAGAGUCGAGGGUAUGAUGCUAUAAUAUUAAUAUUGACUGGAUGAACAUGGAAUAGUCUUUUCUUUAGCUCGACAAUUUUAAAACAAAUUGCUAUUUCAGUCUUAAAGUGUUAGUCUUGUUUGGAUACAUUUGUAAGCUUUUUAUUUUUGACCUAAAUGCAACUUAUUAAAAAAAAGAAAAAAAAGAGUGUCUAUAACUCAGGCCACAAGCAUGAGUAGUACCCACUUGUAUUAGGGUGAGGACCUUAUUUUCUAUAAUUUUUCCAUCGCUGAACUAUCCACAUUGGUCAUAGGUUACACUAUAGACCCUCCUACUGAAAACUUAACUGUUCCUUGUAAAAUCAUUUUAAGUUACGUUUUAGUAAAAGGUGUAUAAAACAUGUAUUACAAAUUUUGUUGCUGUUGGGACCACAUUGUGCCCCCUGGGAUGAAAUCAAGCUGUGGGGAAGAGAAUAUUGUCAGCUGUUGGUUUAUAAUGUUUGUAAAUAUUGUAAAUAUGCAAUUAAAAUCAUGUUACAUUUGUAAAUUAUA